UCAUGGAAAAACGUGAGGCAUUUAUAAAUAGCAUUUCCAAAGAUUCUGCUGGAGACUUUUUACAUUUUAUCCAGCUUGAUAAAGAUGCUUCUGACCCUUUCAACCUGAGUGAAUUGCUGGAGGAGUUACCAAGGAAACAGAAAGAAAAAUUAUGGGAAAGGCUGAAGAAUUUAUUAACUGCUGUGCUCUUAGAAAAUCCAGUAGAUGGCUGGCAGAGAUUUGAAGAUGACUGUGAAGAUCAGAUGGAAAUAGAACGGGGCCCAGAAAUGAAACAAACUCUGGACGUAAUUCAUGGGAUUGCAUCCGUCGUUACAACAUCAGUAUCUGUAGUGAAUGAAAAUGAAAAUUACAAAGCUCUGCUUGAGUGUGCAGUCAUAUUAAACGGUAUUUUAUAUGCAUUACCUGAAUCUGAAAAAAAACUACAGACAGUCAUUCAGCAUCUCUGUGUGACUUGGUGGGAUAAAGGCCUGGAUGCCAAAGAAGAGUUGGGGAAAAGUGCUUUGAUUGUAUUGCUAAGAAAGAGUCUCACCACUAAAACAGGUGCAGAUAUAUGUCGGCUGUGGCACAUCCAUCCAGCGUUGCUUUGUUUUGAUUAUGAGUUGGAGGAAAGUCAAGAAAUUAAAGAUAUGUUGCUUCAGUGCUUUAUGAGUGCCAAUCAUGUUAAAAAAGAAGAGGGAAGGAGAUUCCUCAGCUUUCUAUUCGGCUGGAAUGUAAAUUUCAUCAAAAUGAUCCAUGGGACCAUUAAAAACCAAUUGCAGUGCUUUCCGAAGUCCUUGAUGGUGCACAUUGCUGAAAUUUAUUUCAGAGCAUGGAAGAAGGCUUCUGGAAAGACGUUGGAGGUCAUUGAAAAUGGCUGCAUUCAAGAUUUCAUGCAUCACGGGGUUCAUCUUCCCAGGAGUUCUCCAGUACAUUCCAAAGUACGGGAGGUAUUAAGUUAUUUUCAUCAUCAACAGAAGUGUCGUCAAGGAGUUGAAGAAAUGCUAUGUCGAUUGUAUCAACCCAUCCUUUGGAGAGGAUUAAAGGCCAGAAAUUCAGAAGUCCGGUCAAACGCUGCAUUAUUGUUUGUUGAAGCAUUUCCUUUAAGAGAUCCCAACCUGAACAGUGUAGAAACGGAUAACGAAAUUCAGAAGCAGUUUGAUGAACUUUAUAGCCUUUUAGAAGAUCCACAACCAUUGGUCCGUUCUACUGGGAUUCUUGGUGUCAGUAAAAUAACAUCCAAAUACUGGGAGAUGAUGCCUGCAACCAUCCUUGCUGACCUUCUAAAGAAAGUCAUUGGAGAUUUGGCUUGUGAUGUAAGCUCAGCUGAUGUUCGCUGUUCCGUUUUUAAGUGUCUGCCGACAAUUUUGGACAACAAACUAAGCCACCCAUUAUUGGAACAGCUACUGCCAGCACUGAAAUACAGUCUCCAUGACAAUUCCGAGAAAGUGCGAGUGGCUUUUGUUGAUAUGCUGCUGAAAAUUAAAGCUGUCAGGGCUGCUAAGUUUUGGAAAGUGUGUUCUAUGGAGCAUCUCCUGGCUCGCCUUGAAAUCGAUUCGCGGCCCGUGUCUCGGCGCAUAGUGAACCUCCUCUUUAACUCUUUCCUGCCGGUUAAUGAGCCAGAGGAGGUGUGGUGCGAACGCUGUGUGACGUUAAUCCAGAUGAACCCGGCAGCAGCCCGAAAAUUCUAUCAGUAUGCUUACGAGUACACUGCUCCCACCAACAUAGCAAAGUUGAUGCACACUAUCCGUCAUUGCUUAAAUGCUUGCAUUCAGAGAGCAGAAAAAGACUGUCAAGAGGAUGACAGUGAUACUGAAGAGGAGAACAGAACUGUAUUGAAUGAUGUGUUGUCAGUAAAUGAUGUGGCUUCCAUGGCAAGCUUAUUGGAAAUCAUUGUAAUUCUUUGGAAAAGCAUCCACAAGGCAUUGGAAUACAAUAAGGAAGCUAAAGCCUACACCAUUAGCAAGUUUGCUGCUGUAAUUCCAGGGUAUCUUAAAGUGUUUAAGGAAGAUCGCUGUAUAAUUCCACUGAUUACCCUGAUAUCUUUCCUUCCGGCUUCUGCUAUUCCUCCAUUCAGCUGUAGUGUAAUCUCUACAUUGAGAAAUCAAGAGCAAGGAGUUGCUGAAAACAAAUAUCACUCCCUGAUAGAUUGCCUUUGUCGCUGGGGGCAGGUGGGACAUAUUCUUGAGCUGAUUUGUGAUUGGUUGCCCGAUGGUCAGCCCCAAAGAAAGAAUAGCUCAACGUCUUUGCGGCGAGUACAGAUACAGGAUACUCGGGAGGCAAGACCAGAAUUAGCAUUGGUUUACACGGAAUAUUUGCUGACACAUACUGAGAAUCGAGAUUGUCUCCUCUCUGCCCCAACAAAUAUAUUAAAUCACCUUUUGAAAGCACUUGAAACUUCAAAGGCAGCUUUGGAAUCAAUUUUACAGUCAUCAGAUACAGCGUCUCAUAACUUCAAUCAAGUAACUGCCUUACGAGCCUUCAGUCUCUAUUGUCGAUUAAGUAUUCAUCUCCAGCACAAGUUCAGCUCUGAAGAAAAGACUUACAUGUUGGUUUUGGAGGACACUAGGAUUUGGAUAGAAAAUAAUGUGCUCCCUUUGAUUCACAAAGAAGAAGAGGAACAUUUGACGCACCACAGCGAGGUUUACCAGCAAAUCAUCCAGGCCUACCUGACGGUGUGUAAAGAUGUCAUAAUGGUCGGCCUGGGAAACAGCAAAUUUCAGUUACAGUUUUUAAAUCUUACUUUGGCAAUCAUACAAACAGAGAGGGGGAGUUUUUGUGUUCCAGUACUACUUAACGCUCUGAAAGACAUUAUAGCCAUUUUCUCAGUGCACAAUACUUAUUCCGAUGAAGAGGUGACAGUAAUAUUUGAUGCUGUGCAGAAGGUGUUCCAGAAAAUGUUGGAAUGUGUCGUUCGCAGUCUCAAAAAGAAACAAGAAGGAAGUGCAAUGUUACUUCGAUCCAUUCAAAUACCCCUUGAUGAAUUUAUCUGUGCCGUGCAGGCUUGGCAUACGAAUACAGCUGUUCAGCGAGGAGUGUUUUCUACUCUCUUAGCGCUAAUGGUGGUUGAAAUAAGCCACAGACUCCAAAAGGCUUCAAAUAUAGAAGAGCUCGCUCCACCAGAGAGCCUUUCAGACCUCCCACCAUUUUCACAGUAUUUGCUGACAAUAAUAAUAAAGUCAGCAGAUAUAGUCAGGUCAUUUUUACAUGAAUUAUUGGAAAGCAUAACUUUUGAAGAUAUUGAAGGCAUCAAAUGUCUCUCAGCUGCUGUACAUAUGCUGGUGAUUAUUAGUAAAUGUAAACACAAGGGCUUAAAUGUUAAGAACGUCGCCGCCACUCUUGAAAGAAAAUUAAAGACAUUCAUGGAAAUUACCUUGGAAGAGGAUAGCUUUGAGAGAACAUUAUAUGAAUCAUCCCUUAGAGUUUUGGGUGAACUUUUGAAUCCAUAAGCGAGGAUCUAACUUUGGACAAGUGAAACUGCAGGAGAAAAAUGAUGCAUUUGUUUAUAAAAAGUGUAUUAAAUGUAUAGUAUAUGAUCUGUAAUCCAUAUAUCAUAAAACAUGGAAUAGUAUCUAUU
Messenger RNA from Tachyglossus aculeatus (Australian echidna), 3553 nucleotides. It is a transcript of the gene NCAPG2, whose product is annotated as non-SMC condensin II complex subunit G2. The record is from RefSeq and is a predicted model, not a curated record. Gene Ontology annotation, cellular component: nucleus; condensin complex. The coding region runs from base 3 to 3425 and encodes 1140 amino acids. Gene Ontology annotation, biological process: mitotic sister chromatid segregation. Lineage: Eukaryota; Metazoa; Chordata; Mammalia; Monotremata; Tachyglossidae. The transcript has 27 exons.